Messenger RNA from Xyrichtys novacula (pearly razorfish), 2570 nucleotides. The record is from the annotation of a GenBank genome assembly. Lineage: Eukaryota; Metazoa; Chordata; Actinopteri; Labriformes; Labridae.
AUGUCAGCCAGAAAGGGCUAUCUUCUCCCUUCGCCAAAAUACACCACAAUAAUGUCAUGUUCGGACACUCCGUCAGGAAAUGCGUUUUUAGUGGAUUCUCUGAUCAGUGGCCGCAGCGAGAGCGCCGGAGGUCACUACACAGGGAGCGCGGUGUGCGUGCCCCAUAGCGCUGCAGCUGCUGAAGUGCCUUACGGACUACACAACUAUGGAUACUUCGCAGGUGUGGGUAAGCGGGGCGAGGUGGGUCCCCAGAACAUGAUUACCGGCUCGGGCGCGUACAUGUCUAGUAUGGAGAUGUGGAUGGACGCGCAGAGGUCAUGUCGUAUGGACCAAGAGCACCCGGCGGGUCCUCAGGUCGCGCCCUGCUCGUUCCCGCAGAACAUUAAGGAAGAAAGCACAUACUGCCUGUAUGAGCAGCCCAAAUGCCCUAAAGCGUCCACCGCCGAGGAUCUCACAUAUUCGAGGUUAACGACAACCGGCCUCGGUUCGACUUCUUGUACAGUUACCGAUGGCGGCGGCGGUGGAGGUGGUGGUGGCGGGGGCUCAGUGCCUGUGCCGGGCUACUUCCGCUUGUCUCAGACGCACGCACAUUCUCAUAAACUUUACAACACCAACGGCCCCCAGCCGAACCCUUCCCAUUCUCAUUUUGGCCUACACCCCGCUGCUCCAGCUCGCUUCCACACGCCACCGACUCCGACUUCUGCUCCAGCCACGGCGCAGGAAGGGAGGAAUACCGAGGAGCCCGCGUCCUCGGGAAACGCAGACCUGCAACCUCACCCUGGACCGGGGACUGAGGAGGCACGCGAGUCCUCGGAUGCAGAAGCCUCCUCGGGUGACGAGACGGAAGACCAUGACAAAGACAGACCAACAAAAGCUUCUAAAGGUAACCACUCUUCAUCCUAGGUGUGGUCGUGCACUGCUGUUUUGUUUGCAUGCAGCACAGGUAGACACUUUUUUGAAUGGCACCUGUUCAGUACCUUUAAAAUGUUUGUACUGCAGAGACAAGUCUAGGCACAGGUAGAGAAACUCUACUGUAAUGCUUCGUCUUACACUUUUGUAUCAUCAGCUUUUGGCUGAAUUUAAAUUACAUUUAUGUGCACCAUUACGGGCGUCAAGACAAUGCGUAAAACUGAAAAAUACGCCCAAAAUAUAGAAUAUAGCUACAUUUGGUACGGCAACAGUACAACUUCUAAACAGAUGGUAAAAUAUUAUUUUUAAAUAAAUACCUGAGGAGACAUUAUGUACCAACCACAUGCCUUAGCUAGUUUUUGUAUUGAGCGGCGCGUAAAAGGAACACAUAUUAGGCCUACAUGUGAAGUGUUCCUAUGAUCAUAUUUUUCUGUGCCAUGAUAUUUAAAUUUAUUCUACAUUUUACAAAACACUCAUAUUUUUGUGUAUCAGACUGCUGUAAAAAACAGACCACUAGGAUUAUUGCGAUUUUGCAAAUAUUUCAUUGAUUCUAUCUAUGAAUAAUAUUUUACGCAUAAAACUGACCGCAUGACACACUUGAACCACAACACACUUUUCGCAUAACACACACACACACACACACACACACACACACACACACACACACACACACACACACACACACACACACACACACACACACACACACACACUAUCCCUAAUAUGAUAUUGCAGAUUGCAGUGCGUAAAACCAUCUUAUCUUCCAUCUUCUCCAGGGGACACAAAAAGUGAAAACACAGCCACUUGGUUGACAGCGAAAAGUGGCCGGAAGAAACGCUGUCCAUACACCAAACACCAGACACUGGAGCUAGAGAAGGAGUUCCUCUUCAACAUGUACCUGACCCGAGAGCGCCGCCUAGAGAUCAGUAAAAGCGUCCACCUGACUGACAGACAGGUUAAGAUCUGGUUCCAGAAUCGCAGGAUGAAACUGAAGAAAAUGACACGGGAGAACAGGAUCCGGGAGCUCACCUCCAACUACGGAUUUUCGUGAUGAACGAGGUGAUCACAUUGAAAUAGAAGAAAUUGGGUGAAAUCAAUGGCACCCUAUACCUCCCUCUCCACUAUGUCCGCAUUAAUGACUCAUUUCACUGUGGGGUACAACUCAUUUUAUUAGCAGACACAGUCAGUGCAUCGUCCUCUGUGGGCUACCGAGGAAAGGAAAAAGGAAAUACUGAAAGUUGUGGGUAACAAUUGAUUUUUAUGACGUGUUUUUGUAUUGUAGACUUGUUCCUGUGUGUUGGGUAUUGUCAGUGGAGUUAAAUGAACUUAAAAAAAAACUGCAACAACAGAGAGGAGGCAUAAUUCUUCCACAUUCCCCCCCAUUAUUACAAACUAUCUUUUUGAAUUAAAUUUAAUCUGAAAAUAUCAACCUGUUUAUGAAAUUGGAAUUGCAUGAUUUAACGUUUCCUACAUUUAAAAGAAUAUAUUUUAACCCCUAUGGAAUAUAACGCCCAUGUAUCACCAAGGCGAGAGUAAUUCACAUAUGAACAUUAGCUGUAGUUUCCCAUGAAUUUGAUCUAAAAUGUGUACGAGCUAAAGAAAGAUCUGAAACCUCUAUUGACGUCGAGGACGUUCACACGAAAAUGAUGCGCCAAGAGAAG